AUGGAUAGUCAUUCAAGACAAGAGGUAAUCUGUUAUGAAUCGAAAUGGCUUCAACCAGUUUCAACAAACCGCCCUACACCUUCAUCCCCAGUUAAUGAGUCAUUGAAUCAACUGUAUGAUGAUUCAAAACCUUAUGAUCCAGAUAAAUUUCUAUGGUCAGGUAAUCCGUUUGGAUCACAAAGUCCACCUCCAUCAGAUGAUGCAACUGCUCAAGGACCUGGACGUGAAAGUGGUAUUGAAUCAAGUAUCCGUGAAAAUCGUCAAUCGAAUGAUAUCAAUGGGAUAUUAGAUGAACAAACUGAACAACAACAACUAUCAGAAAACCUAAAAGUACACGAUACUGGUGUUCCAGAUGACGACAGAGAUGAUGAUGAUGGUGAUGAUGACAAGUCCAUGCUGAAUAAUCUUCAAUUAUCGCCUAGUCUAUCACCACCAUCGCAUAGUUCACAAAUGACACUUUUAACCGCCGGUGUCUCAUUAACAGCAUUAAUUCUUAUCUUUGAAAAUAAUACCGACAAUAAUAGAUUUAAAACACGUUAUAAAUUAAGUUACGCCAUCUUACGUCGAUUGGCAUUUCAUCGACGACGUAAAAGAAGUCAACGGAAAUUGUUUAGUUCAUUUAAUCUAACUGAAAUGCAUUGUCCACCUCCAGGAAUUGGUAGCUCCAUCGCUGCUAAUCUUCAUUCCACUCCUCUAUCGUAUGAAUUUUCAGGAUAUACUAAUCCAACAGCUAAUAAUGGCUUGCUUUAUUCUCAAUCGAAUGGUGAGAUAAGAAACUUUACUAAUUCUUUAGAUACUACUAAUAAUAAUAGUAGUAGUAAAAAUAAUACAACUACAGAAAUGAAUCCAAACUAUGCGUCAGAUUCACCGAAUACAACUCUUUGUCAAGCUGAUAAUAAUAUUAAUAAUAAUCCUUAUACACCAUCACGACUGAACCGUGUUGAUUCUAUUUCAAUGAGCUAUCGUCCAUGUCAGUUGAUGAACUCUCCACCAUCACCAAGUACUAUAUAUAACAAUAUUAAUACAUCUGGUUAUAUGAAAUCUGGACAAAACGAUUUAAGCAUUACGUGUAAUGGAGUUGGCACCGCAUUAGGUAGUUUAAAAUCUGUUAGUACAAUGGGAUCGAAGAGUUUACAACCGUUGAAUUCUACGGAUUAUGCAGGUAUGACAUGUGGUAUGUUGUCACCGAUUUCUAAUGGACGUGGUCGAAAUAUGCUUAGUUCUAUACCAAGUCGACCACAAUUGUAUAAGCCUAUUCUAGUAUCAAAUUUAAUUGAAUAUGUACAAAAUUUAAAAGCAGACAAUGGACGUUUAAUGGCAGCUGAAUUUGAAUCUAUCGAUCCAGGUGGACCAUUCACCUGGGAACAUUCAAAUCGACCGGGGAAUAGAAAUAAAAAUCGUUAUGCUAAUGUUGUCGCCUACGACCAUUCACGUGUUAUCCUUCAGUUGAAUUCAGCUAUGGAACCAGAUUCUGAUUAUAUUAAUGCGAAUUACUUGGAUGGUUAUUGUAAACAAAAUGCUUAUAUUGCUACACAAGGCCCACUACCGCAUACAAUCAAUGAUUUCUGGCGUAUGGUCUGGGAACAACAUUCAGCUAUGAUUGUAUCAAUGACACGGUUGGAAGAGAAAGCUCGUAUUAAAUGUGAACAAUACUGGCCUGGUAGUAUUGGUUUAACCAAUGGUAGUGGAGUUGGUGAUAACAACUCCACUAUGAAUGGUGGUAACCAUAGCAACAGUGUUCUGUUAUCGUGUAAACCAAGUCCAAGUAUAUCAUCACGACUGAAUACCUCUUCGUCUAUAACUUCGUGUAAAAAGGCUAAUGAUUUUAAAAUGAAAACAUCUUUAGAACGUGGUAAUAUUACUAAUAAUGUUGAUGAUGGUGAUGACGAUGAUGAUGUUGAAGAGCAUAUCACACUGAAUGGAGAUUUAAUGUUCACUAAUGGAUUUUCACAUUUAUCACAAGGUACAGUAAACUUCGGUGAUAUCUCAGUCAGUUUGUUAGACACGAUUGAAUUGGCCUAUUACACUGUACGUUCAUUUGUACUUCAAAAAGUUGGAACUUCAGAAAGAAGAGAAGUUCGUCAACUACAGUUUACUGCAUGGCCAGAUCAUGGAGUACCGAAUCACCCAGCACCAUUGUUAAUGUUUUUAAGACGUGUUCGAGCUGAAUGUCCUGCGAAUUCUGGUCCAAUUAUUGUACAUUGUUCUGCAGGUGUUGGAAGAACCGGUGCAUUUAUCCUCUUAGACAUCCUCCUUGAACAAAUGCGUCAUGAGAAGGCCGUGGAUGUUUUCAGCGCAGUGAGUCGUUUACGCGCACAACGUAACUUUAUGGUACAAACAGAAGAUCAAUACGCUUUUAUCUAUGAAGCUUUGGUGGAAGCUGCAUCCAGUGGUAAUACAGAAAUACCAGUUCAACAGUUGGCCAAUCAUUGGACACGUUUAACCGAUUUAAAUCGUAUCAAGGGUCAAGAUCAAUUGAAUUCUUCUGAUCAAAUCAGUUUGUCAGUGAAAUCAUCGAUUUAUACAAAUUCAACAACAAUAUCAACUGGUUUAGAACUGGAAUUUUAUCAUUUGUUGACGCAAUCGAAUUUAACAAAGUUAAUCUCAUCGAUUCCAUCGUCUAUUGGAUUGUUAUCACCGAUUGAUCCAAUCUCGAAUAAAGAAGAUGAAAGAGGUGGGAAUGGUUGCUCGAGUAUACCACGUCUACCACCGCCAAUUGGAUUGGGUAUGAAUAAAACUGGAUUGGCAGCUACUCUACCGGUUAAUAUACCUAAAAAUCGUAACCUGACGAUUAUACCGCAUGAUGCUAAUCGUGUCGCCUUGAAAGCUGUACGUGGUGUAGAUGGCUCUGAUUAUAUCAAUGCAAGUUAUAUUGAUGGCUAUAGGUCACGUGCUGGUUACAUCGCAACACAAGCACCAAUGAACAAUACACUCGAAGAUUUUUGGCGAAUGAUAUGGGAAUCUGGUUCAUGUUUAAUUGUUAAGCUGGACAGUAGUACUUUGAUGCCAUCGAUUGAUGGUAAAUUUAUUGAUUCACCAACCUACUGGCCAAACUUACAAUCAGCACGUCAUGGAUUCUUAGUUAUCGAUCCAAUAGCCACAUAUACCAUGCCCGCUUAUAUUAUGCGUGAAUUACGUCUAACAGAUACACGUGAUGGUAGUUCACGGACGAUUCGUCAAUUUGACGCCAGUUGUACAGCAAAUUCAAUUAUACAUCUUGAAAAACAAACCUAUGCCACCUCGAGUAAUAGUAGUGAAUUCCUUAUUGAAUCAUCCCCGUCAAUAACAACAACUACAACAACAAACGGGGGUGGUAUCGGCUGCAGUCGAGGAGUAUCACUAUCACCGAAUCCACUCCUCCUGGAGACAUCAUUUACAGAAGAUGAUUAUCUACGUGUGAAUCAUAUCCCCAGUCAAGUGUUGACAACAUUUAGACAAUGUUAUCAACCGUUGUGUGAAUCAAUGCUCGAGUUGAUUAGUCAGGUGCAUAAAACUAAGGAACAUUUUGGUAUGGAAGGACCAAUUACUGUACAUUGCAAUUUGGGUGCUGGAAUCACAGGCAUUUUUCUUGCCAUCUCACUUGUCCUGGAACGUAUGCGUUAUGAAGGUGUUGUAGAUAUGUUUCAAACAGUGAAACUUUUAAGAUGGCAACGUCCUGGUCUUGUACAAACUGCUAGUGAAUAUGCAUUCUGUUAUGCUACAGCAUUAGAAUAUCUUGAGUCUUUCGAAAGAUAUACAACAUAA
Messenger RNA from Trichobilharzia regenti, 3744 nucleotides. NCBI's taxonomy places the organism in Eukaryota, Metazoa, Platyhelminthes, Trematoda, Strigeidida, Schistosomatidae. The record is from the annotation of a GenBank genome assembly.